UCCGUCUCUCAAACACAUUCCCUGUUCCUUGCUCAGCUCCCGUUCUCUCGUCGUGUCUCCUUGAUUUUCCCCGCUAAAUAUCUCCAAUCACUUUAGCCGUCUCUCAUUACUACUGUCGCUCAUCCAGCCACUGGUUAAUUACCGGCCAUCCUGCAUUCUCCUUCCGCGCUUAAUUCCCAUAAUGAGGUCGCCAGGUCUUAUUUCUUUCGUCUGUCGUCGGGUGAUUAGAGGAUUAUGUCCUGCACGUGACUCUGUUAGGCUGACACCAUUACACCAAAUUUCCUAGUGCUGAGGGAAUCAUACCACCCUACAUAACACUCUACAUGCUAGUGCUUCAUUUCUUUGAGUCUAAACGCUAAGCAUCCAUCGUCAUCAUCUGUCCGGGAUUGGAAUCAUUCUGUAGCUCCUCCGCUGCAGCUACCAUUGGCCUAUGGCGCCGGCCAUGCCACGCAAAAAUCGAGUGUGGACGCGGAGAGAACUCGAAGGAUUGAUAGCAGAUGGCCAUAAGAUCAUAAUAUUGGGUGACCAGGUACUCAAGGUCGACGCGUGGCUACCAUAUCAUCCAGGCGGCAAUAAAUCCAUAUUGCACAUGGUUGGUCGGGAUGCAACGGACGAAAUCACCGCAUUGCACUCAAAGGAAGCACAGGCGCAUAUGCAAAAUUAUGUGAUAGGAAGAACACACGGAAAAUGGGAAAAUUUCUUGCCUCCGAUACAGGGAGGAACGUUCAGAACGCUGGUCUCGAAGGAUGUCGACGACGAAGCGGUAUCUGCCGAAGAAGAUGUCAGCUCAUCUGGACAAUCGACACCACCAUCAACAGUCUUCGAUUCCGAAGAGACAGGAGACCAAGUUCGUCUGAGGCGCGCAAGAAAUGAUACACCCAUUUCCAGAGCUUCAUCGUUAUCCCCAUCAGAGCCGGAGCUGGGGAAUUUCGGAUCUGCGGAAGCGUCAAUCGCCCACGCCAUAUCAUCUGACCUCUCAAAAUAUCCUCGUCUGGAUAAGAGGUCCCAAGACGAGGUCGCCUCAAAGUACCGCCAGCUCGACGAAAAGUUGCAAUCCGAAGGACUCUACGAGUGUCCGUAUAGCUCUUAUGCUGUCGAAUUUAUUCGAUACUUGAUUCUCUUCGUUCUCUUUUUGACAUGUCUUCGCUAUUCCUAUUACGCUUUUUCGGGCCUUUUCCUUGGAUUACUCUGGCACCUGCUUGCAUUCACCGUCCACGACGCCGGUCACCUAAGCAUAACCCAUGGAUUCCACACGGACAGCUGCAUCGGGAUUUUCAUUGCCGAUUUCCUCGGUGGUCUAUCAAUCGGUUGGUGGAAGCGGAAUCACAACGUGCAUCACAUAGUAACCAACUCCCCCGAGCACGAUCCGGACAUCCAGCACAUGCCGUUUUUCGCCAUCUCCUCUCGAUUCUUUAGUUCCCUGCGCUCGAGCUACUACGACCGUGAUAUGGAGCUCGACGCUGCAGCACGGUUUUUCAUCAAGUACCAGCAUUACCUCUACUAUCCCAUACUGUUAUUCGGCCGUUUCAACCUGUACCGCCCCCGGAAAGGCGCAGCAUGGUGGCAUCGCUACCUUGAAAUGGCCGGUCAGGUAUUCUUCUGGUACUGGUAUGGCUACCGGACGGUAUACCUCUUGAUCCCGACGUGGUCGUCCCGCAUCAUGUUUGUGCUCAUCUCGCAUAUGGUCACCGCCACGUUGCACGUACAACUCACACUCAGUCACUUCGCUAUGUCCAGCGCCGAUCUGGGCGUCGAUGAGUCAUUCGCUCAGAAGAUGGUGCGGACGACCAUGGACGUCGAUUGCCCGCCGUGGUUGGACUUUGUGCAUGGCGGGCUCAACUUCCAAGUCGUGCACCAUCUCUUCCCUCGCCUCCCGAGGCAUAACUUGCGCCGGGCGCAGCCGUAUGUGAAGGAGUUCUGCCGCGACGUUGGAAUUCCCUACGUCAUAUUUGGUUUUACGCGGGGGAACAAGGAAGUCAUCAGCAGACUGGGCGAGGUUGCCCAGCAAUUGAGGGUAUUGGAGGAAUGCAGAAAGGUUGCUGCGAAGGAUUUGAUUGAGGGCCGCCAUGGCCAUUGA
Molecule: messenger RNA, 2077 nt
Organism: Aspergillus novofumigatus IBT 16806
Lineage: Eukaryota; Fungi; Ascomycota; Eurotiomycetes; Eurotiales; Aspergillaceae
Product: fatty acid desaturase
Exons: 2
Coding region: 431-2077 (548 amino acids)
Biological process (GO): lipid metabolic process
Cellular component (GO): membrane
Molecular function (GO): oxidoreductase activity, acting on paired donors, with oxidation of a pair of donors resulting in the reduction of molecular oxygen to two molecules of water
Source: RefSeq, a predicted model, not a curated record